Oldenlandia corymbosa var. corymbosa is the source of this 1434-nucleotide messenger RNA. The record is from the annotation of a GenBank genome assembly. Lineage: Eukaryota; Viridiplantae; Streptophyta; Magnoliopsida; Gentianales; Rubiaceae.
AUGGGGGGUGUAUUAAGUCUUAACAAUAAUAAGCCUAGCUCAAGUCGUGUCUGUGAUGUUCCACAAAAUGAAGCGUGCAAGAGGCUGAGGCCAUCGUCUAGCUUUUGGGAGGAUAAUCCGCGCCUCAUUCCCAGCCUUCCGGAUGAGAUAUCGCUCCAGAUUCUUGCGCGCAUCCCUAGAAUGUGCUACCUGAAUGUUAAGUCAGUGUCUCGUAGCUGGAAAGCUGCUGUCCUGAGCUCAGAACUUUACAAGCUGAGGAAGGAACUUGGAACAACUGAGGAGUACCUCUAUAUUCUCACUAAGGUUGAUGGUGAUAAACUUUUAUGGAAUGCAUUCGAUCCUGUGUCGAGGAAAUGGCAAAGAUUACCACCGAUGCCCCGUGUAGGUGUCGAAGAUGGAUCAAGGAGAGGUUUCCCUGGACUUAAGGUGUGGAACAUGGUUGGUUCUAGCAUUAGAAUUGCGGAUGCCAUUAGAGGUUGGUUGGGGAGAAAGGAUGCAUUAGAUCAUAUACCUUAUUGCGGUUGUGCUAUUGGAGCUGUUGAUGGAAGCCUUUAUGUUCUGGGUGGAUUUUGCAGAUCUACAGUAAUGAAAAGUGUCUGGCGGUAUGAUCCAAUUGCAAAUGCAUGGAAUGAAGUGACUCCCAUGUCUGUUGCUAGAGCUUAUUGCAAGACUGGGGUUCUGAAUGGCAAGCUUUAUGUUGUUGGUGGUGUCACCCGAGGUCGUGGUGGCUUGAGUCCUCUACAGUCUGCAGAGGUUUUUGAUCCUCGUACUGGGUUAUGGUCUGAAGUGCCAAGCAUGCCAUUCUCAAAAGCUCAGGUGCUCCCUACUGCUUUUCUAGCCGAUCUGCUUAAGCCCAUUGCAACUGGGAUGACUUCCUAUAGGGGAAAAUUGUAUGUUGCCCAGAGCUUGUAUUGCUGGCCCUUUUUUGUUGAUGUGGGUGGUGAAGUUUAUGACCCAGAUACAAACUCCUGGGUUGAAAUGCCAAUGGGCAUGGGAGAGGGCUGGCCUGCCAGGCAGGCGGGGACCAAAUUGAGUGUUGUUGUUGAUGGAGAACUGUAUGCUCUAGAGCCCUCAAGUUCUCUAGAUAGUGCAAGGAUCAAAUUUUAUGAUCAUAGGGAUGAUUCUUGGAAAGUGGUUGAAGGAGACAUCCCCAUUCGUGACUUAGCUGAUGCUGAGGCCCCCUAUCUACUUGCCGGUUUGCUUGGGAAGUUGCACGUGAUCACGAAAGAUGAGAAUCAAGAUAUCUUGGUGAUGCAGGCAGAUUGGCAGAACCAAUUAGCAACUUCUGAAUCAGAGACAUACCUUAGUUUAGAUGAAUCUCCAAAGGAGGCAUCUGGAUCAGCACCAGCUUCGGAACCUAAUCUUUGGAAUGUAAUUGCGAAUAGACAUGCCGGAUCGGCUGAGCUGGUCAGCUGCCAGAUCCUUGGUAUUUGA